Messenger RNA from Scleropages formosus (Asian bonytongue), 2344 nucleotides. RefSeq names its product 3-monooxygenase/tryptophan 5-monooxygenase activation protein, gamma polypeptide 1 (gene ywhag1). The record is from RefSeq and is a predicted model, not a curated record. The coding region runs from base 180 to 923 and encodes 247 amino acids. The transcript is spliced from 2 exons. NCBI's taxonomy places the organism in Eukaryota, Metazoa, Chordata, Actinopteri, Osteoglossiformes, Osteoglossidae.
ACGCAAUGCGAGGAAAGCGUAGGGGGGGGCAGGGGGGUGUCCCGUCGGCGCUCGCAGACAGCGGGGAGCAGCUGCGGCAAGAAGACCUGGUCGCAUUUCACUGCACUGCGAGUGAGACACUUUGAGCGCAUUUUUCUCAAAAACCUACCUUCAGGCCUAUAUCACCUCUACUUUUAAAAAUGGUAGACCGCGAGCAGCUGGUGCAGAAAGCCAGGCUGGCCGAACAGGCUGAAAGAUAUGACGAUAUGGCAGCUGCCAUGAAAUCGGUGACAGAGCUGAAUGAGGCUCUGUCCAACGAGGAGAGGAACCUAUUGUCAGUAGCCUAUAAGAAUGUUGUUGGGGCCCGGCGCUCUUCCUGGCGCGUCAUCUCCAGCAUUGAGCAGAAGACUUCGGCAGAUGGCAACGAAAAGAAGAUCGAGAUGGUGAGGGCCUACCGUGAGAAGAUAGAGAAGGAGCUGGAGGCUGUGUGCCAGGAUGUUCUUAAUCUGCUGGACAACUUCCUAAUUAAAAAUUGCAGCGACACGCAGCAUGAGAGCAAAGUUUUCUACCUGAAGAUGAAGGGCGACUACUACCGCUACCUGGCUGAGGUGGCCACGGGUGAAAAGCGGGCUGCGGUGGUCGAGUCCUCCGAGAAGGCCUACAGUGAGGCGCAUGAGAUCAGCAAGGAGCACAUGCAGCCAACCCAUCCCAUCCGCCUGGGUCUGGCUCUCAACUAUUCGGUCUUCUACUACGAGAUCCAGAACGCACCCGAACAGGCCUGCCACCUGGCCAAGACCGCCUUUGAUGAUGCCAUCGCCGAGCUCGACACCCUCAACGAGGACUCCUACAAAGACUCCACGCUCAUCAUGCAGCUGCUCCGGGACAACCUCACGCUGUGGACGAGCGACCAGCAAGAUGACGAGGGAGGGGAGGGCAACAAUUAAAAAGUAACCCACACACGAAAAAAAAUAAGUUAAAAAAAGGGCCGGUGGACUUUGGCAGCCGCUUUUGCCGAUGAAACUACCGCAGCAGCUGUUCUUUAUUUUUCCACGAGUUAAAGAAAAAAUGAAUUAAGAGCGAUGGGGAGGUUAAAUAUUAGUUUAAAAAUAGUAAAAAAAUAAAUACAUUAAAAAAAAACCCUCCUCCUUGAUUGCCUCUUUGACAUUUGCCAAAACACCACUUAGAGGAAAGUCAGUCAGUCAAGAGUGGCUGUUGGGUUGGAACGGCAGCCUGACACUGGCAUUCGGACUGUUCUUGUAGUGCAAACAAAGUGGAGCUGCAUAUUUAACUUCAAGGGUGAGGGAGACGUAUUUAAAAAGAGUAGGGAGCAACAAAGCUUGAGCAAAAACUUGAAUGUCAUCGCCUUGCAGAACAGUUUGCAGUGGUUCCAGUAAGCAUGAGAAGUACCACAUUUGAGCCAUCUCAAAAGUACUUUUGGUAUCCAGAAUACACCCAACAAUGGCAGCCGCUUCAAUAAGCAAGCUCCAGCCUGUCAAAAAACGUAGUCAAUAGUAAUACACGUUACUGUUGGUCCCAGACAUGAGAAUUGGAAUAAUUUAAUACAUUUGUACCCACUGUGUUGACUGUGCUCCAUAUGAAGAAACAGCACAGCUCCAGUAUUAUUAUUAUUGUUACUAUUAUUAUUUUUGGUAGUAGUGCUAAGUCACCUGUCUGACUUCUGGGAAAAUUUACAAGAACACUUAUUAGGGUAAGAAAAGUGUAAUAUUUCAUAGAAAACAAGUAAUUUGAAAAGCAUUAGUCUAAAAACAAAUGGAGAAACAGUAAAAUGGUCAGGAGAAUGUACUGACUUGAUUAUAUAUUUUGUUUACUUAAGUCUACCUAUGACACCCAUGUUAUUAAUGAAUUGAUUCAGGCAAAUUAUUCAGACCUUGUAACACAGAAUCUACUGGAACCACCGACUUUUAGAGGACUUAAUACCAUGAAGACAGAGCACUGGCGAUAUUUAGUGGAACAUGAUCUUAAAGCAGCUUCGAGGUUUGUGGUUUACUUUGUUUUGUGUUUAUUUUUAUUUAUUUAUUUUUUUAAUUUUGGAGAAAUGCACUUGCCUAUUAUACUGUUUCUUCAGUGUAAGAUGAUUACUGCUCCAAUAUUCUCGAUAAUACAAUAUUGUGCAUGCUGGUGAUGUAUUUAUAUACAGUAGCUUGUCUUUAUUAACUUAUACUGUAGGUGUUAUGUAUUCAUAUGACCAAGAAAUAACUAGAAUUCAAUUGGAUUAUUUCCUAUUUAUUAAUUUUUGUUGGACUGUUAAGUUUGUUUUUUUUUUUCAUUUGCUGAAGUACGCUAUACCAAAACAGUGAUUGUUAACAAUAAAUUGAUCUGUUAUGGACGUUGCUAUAGUGACAUG